AUGCAACGGUCCCAGGAAAAACACAAGUCGUGGGCCUCUGUCGAUUCCGUGUUGGAUUACGAACACGGCGGGAUGUCAUAUACGGCAAGGAGAACCACCAAAAACAGCAGCAAGCUGAAGUUCGUUGUGAUUUUACUUGUGUGCUACUCAUUUUUUAUCUCUUUCAUAAACUACGGUCGGGUUUCGAGAGAUACUGAGUCACCGGUCGACUCUGAUGCCCUGACAAGCGGAAAAAAGAACAUAAUUAUGAUGGUGACUGAUGGAACAGGUCCUGCAUCGAUCAAUAUGGCACGUUACUUCAGACAAUAUAGAGAUAAGCUCGAUAUCGAUGACGUCCUCACACUCGACAAGUACUUCAUUGGAUCGAGUCGCACUCGGAGCUUGUCAUCAUUGAUUACUGAUUCUGCUGCUGGUGCAACUGCCUUUUCCUGUUCGUUAAAAUCUUACAACGGGGCUAUUGGCGUCGACGGCAACAAGAAGCCGUGCGGUACCAUUUUAGAAGCCCUGAAGCUUCAAGGUUACAAAACAGGGUUAGUGGUGACUACAGGUAUCACUGAUGCUACUCCUGCUUCGUUCAAUGCACACGCCGACUACAGAUACAUGCAGUCUUUGAUUGCAAACCACCAGUUAGGCUAUGACACAUCGCUGGGAUUAGUCACAGAUCUAAUGAUUGGAGGUGGUCAGUGUUUCUAUCUUCCAGGUUCUCAUCCUCAAGGAUGUAGAGACGAUGAGGUUGAUCUUUUGGAAAAAGCAAGAAACUCAAACUUUACCGUUGCCACCAACAAACAAGAAUUUGAUCAGCUUCAACUCGGAGCUAAUGCGUCUUUGCCAUUGCUUGCUCUGGUUGCUUACUAUAAUAUUCCAUAUGAUAUCGACAGACAAGAAAAUGAAUACCCAAGCUUGGACGAGGAGGUCAGAACAGCAUUGACUCUUUUGACUGAGGCAACCAAAGAUUCCGACCAAGGAUUUUUCCUGCUUAUCGAAGGAUCGAGAAUCGAUCACGCUGGUCACUCGAACGAUCCUGCCGCACAGGUUCGUGAGGUUUUGGCUUACGAUAAAGCCUUCAAAACUGUCAUCGACUACAUUGAUAGUGCAGAGACAGAGACUUUCAUGGUUUCCACCUCUGACCACGAAACGGGAGGUUUAGCAGUUGGUCUCCAGAUUGGUUCCAACUAUCCUGAAUACCGAUGGAAACCAGAUGCUUUGCUCAACGCUACCAAGUCGGGUGAAUACCUAGCUAAGAAGUUUUCUGCUUUCCAACAACAAACUUCGGACAAAUCUGAGUUGGAGGAGUUCAUCAAGACCGAGAUCUUUGAGACCGAUCUAGGAAUACUUGACUACACGGAACACGAGGUCUCUCAUAUUAUAAAUCACCCAGAGUCUGCACAUGAUCAUUUUGUUGAAAUGGUUUCGGUUCGUGCAGAAGUUGGCUGGUCUACUCACGGCCACACGGCAGUGGAUGUCAAUAUUUAUGCUCACUGCAAUACGGAUAGAGGAAAGGCGGCUUUGCAUCAUUACCUUGGCGGUAACGUUGAGAAUACCGAUAUUGGUAAGUUUUGGGAGCAGAUUACCAAUUCUGAUUUGCAGCACGUGACUGGUCUAUUAGAUGGCACGAAACAUGUUCCAACCCCAGCAGAAGUUGAGGAUGAGGUCCACAUGUUUGAGCAAGAGCACGGCUUUAUUGAUCAUCGUGCCGAGGCUCCGGAAUUGCCAUGA
Ogataea philodendri is the source of this 1716-nucleotide messenger RNA. RefSeq lists its product as uncharacterized. Gene Ontology annotation, biological process: dephosphorylation. Bases 1 to 1716 code for a protein of 571 amino acids. Gene Ontology annotation, cellular component: fungal-type vacuole membrane. The transcript has a single exon. The record is from RefSeq and is a predicted model, not a curated record. Lineage: Eukaryota; Fungi; Ascomycota; Pichiomycetes; Pichiales; Pichiaceae. Gene Ontology annotation, molecular function: alkaline phosphatase activity.